Gongylonema pulchrum is the source of this 201-nucleotide messenger RNA. The record is from the annotation of a GenBank genome assembly. Lineage: Eukaryota; Metazoa; Nematoda; Chromadorea; Rhabditida; Gongylonematidae.
AUGGAGGAAGCUGAAAUUCCGGAUCUCUUUGACGUAGCGCGCCUCACCGUUGGGUCCGAUGCGAAGCUGCUCUGGCGUGGGCCACUUCUGGGCUUUUUAAGCGACGUGCUGGAGGAGCAUGAGCCAGCCGAUCCAGUGGCCGCUCUGCUGCUCGCCGCUCUCGCACAUCUACCACUCAGUCCAAGUUGCGGUUUGUUUUAA